AAUGACGGAGUCGUGCGAGCCGCUCGGGCUAUACCCGGCCAACCCCUGCUCUUCGGCUCCGCCCACUAGCCAAUCACAGACCUGGCUGGGGUUUGAAAAUGCAGGCGCGGAGUUGCUAGGCGGGAGUUUUCGGGGGGGUGGGCGGGGUUCCGUCGGGCAGGGCGGGGCGCUCGAAGGCUGGAGGUCUGUCAAUGGAACUUGGCUUGAGACCCGAAGGGGCGGGGUUUAACGCGAGGCUCCUCCCACGGGCCGGAGAGGCGCUUACUACGAAGUGGCUGCUUGGCGCCGGAGCAGUUUUUAGUGCAUCUUUGAGAGUGCCGGGGCUUCGGACUCGCUGGCUGACCAGCAGAGAUGAAAGCGGGCGUGACCCAUUGUAGAUGUUCCGGGUGCUUCUCUGUCCCUUCGAAGCGAAGGGUGCGGAAGAGACCGAGAGUUCUGACGCUGCUGAGCCUUCCGGAAGAUGUUCUCUUUCAUGUCCUUAAGGGGCUACCUGCCGAAGACAUCCUUUCCCUGCGCACUGUCCACUCUCAUCUAAAGUACCUUGUAGAUAACCAUGCUAGUGUUUGGGCAUGUGCAAGUUUUCAAGAAGCGUGGCCUUCCCCGAGCAACUUGAACAUGUUUGAAAGGGCUGCAGAGAAGGGUAACUUUGAAGCUGCUGUGAAACUGGGAAUAGCUUACCUCUACAAUGAAGGCUUGUCCAUCUCCGACGAGGGCCGGGCCGAAGUGAACGGGCUGAAGGCCUCGCGUUUCUUCAGCCUGACGGAGCGCUUGAACGUCUGCACGGCCCCAUUCGUCUGGCUUUUCAUUCGCCCUCCCUGGUCUCUCAGCGGGAGCUGCUGUAAAGCCGUGGUCUACGAGAGCCUCAAAGCGGAAUGCCAGACGCAGCAAGCUCAGCAAGGAUCGAUUCUGUAUUGCCUGGCGAAGGUCCUACAUCUCUUCGAGGAUGAAGAAAAAAAGAAAGAAGCCAUUGAAAUGUUUGAGACGUCCUCGAAACAAGGCUGCUUGCACAGUGCUUACCUCCUCUGGGAAAACAACAGAAGAGCUGCUAUGUCAGACCCUGGCAGAUACCUCCAGAGUCUCAGGAAACUCAGGGACUAUGCAGCAAAGGGGUCUUGGGAAGCCCAGAUAGCGCUAGCCAAAGCAUGCAGGAAUGGAAAGCAGCUGGGGCUGGAAGCCAAAUCCUCCAGUGAGUUUGUGUCUCAGCUCUUCCAGGCCUCUGUGCCUCUCGGCAAGCAGAACAUCUUCACUGUGCAGAAGGGAAUGAAUGAGACCAUGAGGUACAUUCUGAUUGAUUGGCUGGUGGAAGUGGCCACCAUGAAGGAUUUCUCCAGCCUUUGCCUGCACAUGACGGUGGGUUGCGUAGACCGGUACUUGAAAAUCAGGCCUGUGCCGCGGGCUCGUCUUCAGCUUUUGGGAAUUGCAUGCAUGGUUAUUUGUACACGCUUUAUCAGCAAAGAGAUUUUGACAAUACGGGAAGCGGUUUGGUUGACGGACAACACAUAUAAGUACGAAGAUCUUGUCCGGAUGAUGGGAGAGAUCAUCUCUGCCCUGGAAGGCAAGAUACGGAUCCCCACGAUUGUGGACUACAAAGAAGUGCUACUGAACGUAAUCCCACUGGAGAGAAGAACUGAGCACCUGUACAGCUUCAUCUGCGAACUCUCGCUCCUCAACACGGGCCUCUGCCACUACUCGCCUGGCUGCCUGUCUGCCGCAGCACUCUUACUAGCCAAAGUACUGCAUGGGCAAGCUCAUCCUUGGACAAGCCAGUUAUCUGAAUGCACGGGGUUUUCCCUUGAAGAGCUGAAACUCUGUAUGCUGAAUCUGCACAAGAAGUGCUUCCACGAUGACGUUCCAAAGGAUUAUAGGCAGGUGUCUCUCACCGCUGUGAAGCAACGGUUUGAAGACCGGCGCUAUGAAGAGAUUGGCAAGGAAGAGGUGAUGAGUUACAGCCAGCUUUGUGCGCUGCUAGGAGCAAAGCAGGAAGAUCCAGAGCCCAAUGCUUGGCUUGCGAGCACAGUAGAAACCUUCCUUGCUUCUCCAUCCGGAAAACGAACUAAAAGGAGAAGAGAAGACAGUAUCCAGGAAGACAGAGGCAGCUUCGUCACAACCCCCACCGCUGAGCUGUCCAACCAAGAGGAGAGCCUUCUAGACAACUUCCUAGACUGGAGCUUGGAUUCCUGCUCGGGAUACGAAGGAGAUCAAGAAAGCGAAGGCGAGAAAGAAGGGGACGUUACAGCUCCCAGUGGUGUCCUGGAUGUAGCUGUCGUCUACGUGGACCCUAAAGAUCACUGCUGUCAGGAAUCCAGUGAUGAAGAGUGCCUUGCUAAGGAUGGGUCUGCACACGACCUGAGGAAAAAUGACCCGCCAGGUGGGGUGAAGAGGUGGCUGAUGUGUCACACCCUGCGAGAUUCCACCCUGGAAGCCAGCUCUGGGUAUUCCUCUGUCAACAGCACCAGCCCUCCUUCUGCUACGAAUUGCAACUUUGGCGCAGUUCUCAAAACUACCUCAGCGCGGCUUCGGGGCCCCGCAAAGAACCAAGGCCUACCUCUGCCUCAGGAAGCGGAACCGUGUUUACCUUCUGUCUGCCCUAGGCCCGACAAGAAGAGCGACCGGAGGCGGGUGAAGAGGAAAAACGUGGCUGAGUACAGUGAAGCAGAAAGGAUGAAUUUGGGCUUCAUAAGCCUCUGACAUGCCAUCGUUUUUUCUUGAGUCUGGAAAAACAGGAUGUUCUCACUGAGCCUUGAUUGGGUGCCAUAAAAUGGCUGCCGGGCCAUGUGGCCCCGCUAGCCACUGAUGUUUACUUCAGAACUUCCCUUUAGUUUCUGUCCUCCUUCCCUCCUGUUGCAUCUGGUGGUGGUAUGUUAUCAUCCAAAUCAAGAGCUAGCGAAUCUUACCGUAUCAAAGUACCUGGGGGGAGGGGGGGGAGAAUCCCGACUUCUGCUGCACCCACUCUAUGCAAACAGCAACCUCUUUGCGACUUGUGCCAAAUUAGUGUUCUACCCGAAUCCCUUUUGCAUCUGCCAAGGUGCAGCUCGCCCUCCAUUAGGGAGCCCGGACUUUGCAGCUUGUUAACCUUUGUGUGACUGUCUUUAUGCCUUGCCUCCCUGCUGACUGUGAUCCUUCAAAAUAGCAUCUUCUAGAGUACUGUGCCAAUUAGAAUAUGCAGGGGUGGAAUUCUAGCAGGGGUGUGGCUCCUUUGAAUUUGAGGGUUUGUGGCUCCUUUGCAUACUAGGCCACACAUCCCUGAUGUAGUCAAUCCUCCCAAGAGCUUACAAGGCCCUUUUUUGUAAGCUCUUGGAGGAUUGGCUACAUUGGGGGGGGGUGGCCUAAUAUGCAAAGGAGCUCCUGCUAGAAUUCCACCCCUGAGAAUACCCGAUUUACAGAUGAGUGUCUCUUAAAAAACGAGGCCAGGUGAUCAACUGCUAGCUUUAUUUGGGCUAAUACAAAUGAGUUCUCGCUAAUGGUUUGCUUGAAGCCCUUCUGUGCCUGGCUUUUUCUUCGUUUUCUCUUCUUCGUCCUCUUCAAUGUUCCUCUUCUCUCUCGACACUUGUUCUGAUUUGGUGUGUUCUUGCAUUUUUUAAAAAAAACCCCACAGGUUCUUGGUGCCUGACUUGCUCCAAUGUAAGGCUGUGCUUCUGUAAUGGGACAACACUGCAGGGGGAAGAGAGAAACCGAUGAUGUGAACCUUGAGCAGGACGGGAGGGUAGAAGUACAAACCCAUUUGGGGCAAUUUGUUCCCACCCUUGAUGUCCCAUUGCUCAGUUCCAAGAAUCUAUGGAAUGAAUUGUCCUGUGCAAAAGAGUUGAUUUACACUAAGGGGGCAGUUGGAAUGCCUUAUUUUUACACAUCCAAGCUUGGGAUUUCGUCCACUGGAGUAACCACUUAUUUCCCUUCUGUCUGCACAUGAUUAAAAAAAACAAACUUUGACUGAAUGGCGCUCAAUAGCCACCUUUGGCUUUUGUGAAGGUGUAAGGCAACUUCUGGAACAGUAGCUUCUGUUGUGUCUUUAGGGGCGCAGAAUAAGGCCCCGGUCCCUUCUAUAACUUAUGCCUCUUCAGACUGCAUGCCAAGGUGAAGAAACCUGGGCGAUGUUCAUGACUACAAGAAUUUGAGAAACACUGGACGGUCUCAGUUCUGAAGGUAAUGUCAGUGACAGUUCAUGUUGGCUAGUGACCAUGUUUUUUUUAUUAAAAAAAGAAACCAUGUUUUUAUAAAAA
Messenger RNA from Heteronotia binoei (common prickly gecko), 4217 nucleotides. It is a transcript of the gene CCNF, whose product is annotated as cyclin F. Gene Ontology annotation, cellular component: cyclin-dependent protein kinase holoenzyme complex; centrosome; cytoplasm. The transcript is spliced from 17 exons. The record is from RefSeq and is a predicted model, not a curated record. Bases 352 to 2688 code for a protein of 778 amino acids. NCBI's taxonomy places the organism in Eukaryota, Metazoa, Chordata, Lepidosauria, Squamata, Gekkonidae. Gene Ontology annotation, biological process: regulation of cyclin-dependent protein serine/threonine kinase activity; mitotic cell cycle phase transition. Gene Ontology annotation, molecular function: cyclin-dependent protein serine/threonine kinase regulator activity; protein binding.